AUGUCGAAAAGACUAGAGUACCUUCCUACGCAUAGGGCGCCAUUUGUUGUCAACAUUUAUCCCUUCCUUAGUCUCUCCAGAAGCUUUGGCUUCCCAAAAGAAUUUGCUUUCUUUGAUGGUGGUGGCAAGACGGUUAGAGACAACGGUGACCCGUACAAUAAUGUGUUUGAUGCAAAUUAUGAUACACUUCUUUGGACGCUUAAGAAGGCAAGCGUCCCGAACUUGGAUAUCGUAAUUGGGGAAGUAGGAUGGCCUACUGAUGGCCAGGACUACAGGAGUAAGAAAUCGGCGAAGAAGUUUUAUGAUGGCCUCCUAAAAAAUUGCUAUGAUGGCAAGCCUAAAUUUCCCAUGGACCUCUCCGGCCAAGAGUCCGAACAUCAGAUGCUCAAAGGCGUAGAGGGAUUGAAAAACUUGCAGAAGCAGUGGUACUGCACAAGCUUGGGAGGGAAGAGGUCGUGUGACUUGGAAAUGCAUGAUAGAAUCUCUUAUGCUUUCAAUGAGUUCUACCAAAACGGAGACCAAGAUGUACGGAAAUGCAAUUUCAGAGGCAUGGGAAAGAAGUUUCAUCCAUGA
This is a messenger RNA of Malus domestica (apple), 573 nucleotides long. RefSeq names its product glucan endo-1,3-beta-glucosidase 8-like. NCBI's taxonomy places the organism in Eukaryota, Viridiplantae, Streptophyta, Magnoliopsida, Rosales, Rosaceae. Gene Ontology annotation, biological process: carbohydrate metabolic process. Gene Ontology annotation, molecular function: hydrolase activity, hydrolyzing O-glycosyl compounds. Gene Ontology annotation, cellular component: plasma membrane. The record is from RefSeq and is a predicted model, not a curated record.